Rhinocladiella mackenziei CBS 650.93 is the source of this 1377-nucleotide messenger RNA. Its product is annotated as homogentisate 1,2-dioxygenase. Gene Ontology annotation, molecular function: homogentisate 1,2-dioxygenase activity. NCBI's taxonomy places the organism in Eukaryota, Fungi, Ascomycota, Eurotiomycetes, Chaetothyriales, Herpotrichiellaceae. Gene Ontology annotation, cellular component: cytoplasm. Bases 1 to 1377 code for a protein of 458 amino acids. Gene Ontology annotation, biological process: L-phenylalanine catabolic process. The transcript has 2 exons. The record is from RefSeq and is a predicted model, not a curated record.
AUGCCUGUCACGCAAUUCACCGUUCCUGAGCGAUACAAAUAUCAGACUGGAUUCUUGGCCAACUUGGAGACUGAAGCCAUACCAAACGCACUUCCAAUUGGACAAAAUUCCCCCCAAAAAUGCCCAUAUGGCUUGUACGCUGAAAAAAUCUCGGGGACUUCAUUCACAGCCCCACGGUGGGAGAAUCAGCAAACUUGGGUCUACAGAAUCAUUCCAUCGGCAGCUCAUGCGGACUUCAAGCCCGAGACUUCUGGUGGCCGAUUCGAAGCCAAAUUCAACCACAUCCCCAAUCAAUUGCGCUGGGAUCCAUUUGAUCUGGCCGGUGACGAAGUUGACUGGAUAGGCGGAUUGAAUAUGGUGGCAGGAGCCGGUGAUGUGUCACUCAAACAAGGGGUGGCAUACUACAUCUACGCCGUGAACAAGUCUAUGCCGAGCAAGACCGCGUUCUAUAGCGCUGAUGGAGACAUGCUCAUCGUCCCGCAAACGGGCGCCAUGGAUAUUCAGACCGAGAUGGGUCGGCUCCUGGUCCGACCCAAUGAGAUCUGUGUCAUCCCUCGCGGCAUCAGAUAUCGAGUCGACUUGGUAGAUGAGGACUCACCGCUGCGGGGGUAUAUACUCGAACUUUAUCAAGGCCAUUUUCAGCUUCCGGAGCUCGGUCCCAUUGGUUCGAAUUGUUUAGCCAACGCACGCGACUUUCAGAUUCCUGUGGCAUCCUUCGAGCACGACACGAAUUCUCAAUGGAAGGUCUACAACAAGUUCUGCGGACAGCUCUUCUCCGCCAAACAGAGCCACACGCCUUUUGAUGUUGUGGCAUGGGAAGGCCGCUACUAUCCUUACAAGUACGACUUGGGUCGGUUCAAUACCAUCGGAACCAUAUCAUAUGAUCAUCCAGAUCCGUCACUCAACACGGUGCUCACGGCUACAACCGGUGCUCAUCCUGGAACAGCGAUCGCCGAUUUCGUUAUUUUCCCUCCCAGAUGGCUAGUUGCCGAAGACACCUUCCGGCCACCCUCGUACCAUCGGAAUGUCAUGUCGGAAUUUAUGGGGUUGAUUAGCGGAUCUUACAUUGCAAAAGGAGGCGGCACUGGAGGUUUUCAGGCUGCCGGCGCAAGCCUCCACAACUGUAUGAGCUCGCAUGGCCCUGAUACGGCAGCAUUCGAGAGGGCUAGCAACGAAGAGCUGAAGCCGGUUAAGGUUGGUGUAGGAAGCAUGGCAUUCAUGUUCGAGAGUUGCUACAUGGUUGGCGUCACAGAUUGGGGCCUGACAAAAUGUCAGAAGCUUCAAGCAAAUUAUAGCGAUGAGAGUUGGGUCGGCUUGAAAGAUUUGUUUCGACCACCCGACUCAUCAUCCCUGGUGGUUAAUGGAUCGAACAAGUAA